AUGGGGGACAACCUCCAGGCUGCCCUCUCCACUGUUGCUCCUGCUCUCCCAGGAGGCCCAGUGGGGGCCGAGGCCCAGGCCCUUGCCAUGGAGUCCAUGUUUGAAGAUGACAUCAGCAUCCUGACCCAGGAGGCACUGGGGCCCAGUGAGGUGUGGCUGGAUGCCCCAGGAGACCCCUCACUGGGAGGGGACAUGUGCUCUGCCUCCCACUUUGCCCUCAUCACAGCCUAUGGGGACAUCAAGGAGCGGCUGGGGGGCCUGGAGAGGGAGAAUGCCACCCUCCGCCGCCGUCUCAAAGUCUACGAGAUCAAGUACCCGCUGAUCAAUGACUUUGGAGAGGAGCAUGGCUUCUCUCUGUAUGAAAUCAAGGAUGGCUCCCUGCUGGAGAUGGAGAAGGUCAGCCUGCAGCAACGGCUCAACCAGUUCCAGCAUGAGUUGCAGAAGAAUAAGGAGCAGGAAGAACAGCUUGGGGAGAUGAUCCAGGCUUAUGAGAAACUUUGCGUGGAGAAGAGCGACCUGGAGACAGAGCUGGGGGAGAUGCGGGCCCUGGUGGAGACCCACUUGCGGCAAAUCUGUGGUUUGGAACAGCAGCUACGGCAGCAGCAAGGCCUCCGGGACGCAGCCUUCCCCAGCCCGAGCCCCCCACCUGCCCCUGCCCCACCUUGUACUGAUCUGGACCUGCACUACUUGGCACUGAGAGGGGGAUCUGGCUUGAGUCACGCAGGCUGGCCGGGCCCCACACCCAGUGUGAGUGAGCUGGAGCGACGGCGUUUGGAAGAGGCUCUGGAGGCUGCCCAGGGUGAGGCCCGGGGGGCUCAGCUUCGGGAAGAGCAGCUCCAGGCCGAGUGCGAGCGGCUGCAGGGAGAGCUGAAGCAGCUGCAGGAGAGCCGGGCCCAGGAUCUCGCCUCCAACCAGUCAGAGCGGGACAUGGCGUGGGUGAAAAGAGUCGGGGAUGAUCACCCCUCCUCUUUCUUCCACUUGGUCCAGACCCUCCAGGCGAGUGGGAAUUUUACCUGUGGGCUCUCCCAGGAGAGGAAUGCAGGGCUGGGUUAUCCAGAUCGGGCCCAGCACCUGGUGGCUGGUGCCCAGGGGACAGAUUGUCCCAGAAGAAGAGCUGCUGGAGGCCAGUCAGGGGCCAAAAGCAAGGAUGAGGGAGGAGAGGCAGUGGAGACCAGCCUGCUCCUUAGGAUGUGCAGGGAGCACCCUACAACUCCAAGAGCAAGAGCGCCUCCUCUGGGAGGAGAUCCAACUAGAGUGGCUGAGUCUCUGCCUGCCACUCUCCUCCAGCUCAGCUCCAACUUCCACGAAGCUCUGGAGUCCCUUCUGGACUUGGGUCAGGGCAGGCUGGCGUCCAGCCUUGACUGGGCGGGGGCUGGGGUGUCCUUCAGGGUGAAUUUGGCGCUGGCUUACACGGAGCUGACAGAGGAGCUGGGCCGGCUUCGGGAGUUGAGUUCCCUGCAGGGGAGGAUCUUGAGGACUCUGCUGCAGGAGCAGGCGGCCACGCUGCCCAAACCGCGGGCCUACGGCGGCGAGCUCUACGGGCCCGGCCGGCCGCUCAGCCCGCGACGCGCCUUCGAGGGCAUCCGGCUGCGCUUCGAGAAGCAGCCCUCCGAGGAGGAGGAGUGGGCCGUGCCCACCAGCCCGCCCAGCCCCGAGGCGGGCACCAUCCGCUGCGCCUCGUUCUGCGCGGGCUUCCCCAUCCCUGAGUCGCCGGCCGCCACCGCCUACGCCCACGCCGAGCACGCGCAGUCCUGGCCGUCCAUCAACCUGCUGAUGGAGACAGUGGGCUCUGACAUCCGCAGCUGCCCCCUCUGCCAGCUAGGUUUCCCUGUUGGGUACCCGGAUGAUGCCCUCAUCAAACACAUUGACUCCCACCUGGAGAACAGCAAGAUCUAG
Puma concolor (puma) is the source of this 1896-nucleotide messenger RNA. Lineage: Eukaryota; Metazoa; Chordata; Mammalia; Carnivora; Felidae. The record is from RefSeq and is a predicted model, not a curated record.